Molecule: messenger RNA, 542 nt
Organism: Corylus avellana
Lineage: Eukaryota; Viridiplantae; Streptophyta; Magnoliopsida; Fagales; Betulaceae
Product: Stress responsive A/B Barrel Domain-containing protein
Source: RefSeq, a predicted model, not a curated record
GCUGGACUUUGGUGCCUAACUUUUUGCUCAGGGGUGCAGCAGCUAGUGGCUAUGGGGGACUUCAAGCAUUUGGUGAUUGCAAAGUUCAAGGAAGGUGUUGUGGUUGAGGAGAUUUUGAAUGGGAUGACCAAGUUGGUUUCUGAGAUCGAUUCUGUCAAGUCCUUUGAAUGGGGGCAGGACAUCGAAAGCCAAGAGAUGCUUAGACAAGGCUUCACUCAUGCAUUCUUGAUGACAUUUCACAAGAAGGAAGACUUCACUGCAUUUCUUGGCCAUCCCAAUCACCUCGAAUUCUCUGCAACAUUUUCUGCAGCUAUUGAGAAAAUUGUGCUUCUUGAUUUCCCAGCUGUUCUUGCCAAGGCACCAGCUUGAUAUCUAGAAACAACCUUUUAAACAUUAAGAAAAAAAGGCCCCCCAAGUAUCUGUGUCGUAUUAUUGUGUGCAUCUUAUAUAUGUGUUAAUUUGCUACUACUAUUUAUGUGACAUGUCACAAGUGACCGUGUGCUGUAGCUUGUACUGUGGAUUUAUGUUACAGUUGUUUUACA